AAAAAAAAAAAAAAAAAAACAUGACUGCACUUUACAGAUGAACUGCAGGUUUUCCAUUUCAUUAACUAUUAUUUUUAAUAAAGCCAAGCAUACUCAAGGAAACAGGUAAUCUAGCAAUUAUUCUAGAGAAACAUUUUGAAGCAACACGUUGUGUACAAACGUUGAGCUAUCUGAAAAUGGAAGACAGCAUUCACAUUUCUGCAGCUAUCCAAAGCUGCCAUCUUUCACACAUCAGAAAGCCGGUUUCUGGAAACAUGGAAACAUUCUGCAUACACACGGAUACAUGUUUGUAAAUACAGAGUUUUAGUAUCCCUAUUCAGAACCUCAAACGGCAUACAGGGAACAGACACGAGGUCAUUUAUCCACUUGGUUGCGCACUAACCGCGCUGAUACAGUACGGGUGCUCUCUAAAGCCCUAGAUAUAAGAUUAGAUUUGCAUAGGAACCUCCUGAAAACAAUUAACUCCCUCUACCGCUUGCAUUUGGUCCAAGGCGUGGCUCCUUCCUUGGUUGUCUGUCUAUAUUCAGAAUUGCGGGUUGAACACGAAAAGGGUACAGUAAGUAAGAAGUGAAUGGCGUCUAUGUGGCACAAAGUCCAGGAGUUCUACGACUGGUCGCUUCAAAAUGGAGAUAAGCGCACAGAUCCUUGGCUCCUGGUCUACUCCCCAGUUCCGGUCUCAGUUAUAUUCCUGUCCUAUCUGUUCAUCGUAUGGUAUGGUUCCAGGUUCAUGAAGCACAGGGAACCGGUCAAUCUAAAGGCAGUACUAAUUGUCUAUAACUUCUCAUUGGUCUGCCUGUCAGCCUACAUGUUUUAUGAGUUUUUGGUAACGUCACUGUUGGCAAACUACAGCUACCUGUGCCAGCCUGUGGAUUACAGAAACAGUGAGCUGGGACUGCGGAUGGCAAGUGUGUGCUGGUGGUUCUUCUUUUCCAAAGUGAUUGAGCUUCUGGACACAGUUUUUUUCCUUUUAAGAAAGAAGAAUAACCAGAUCACCUUCCUUCAUGUGUAUCACCAUGCUACCAUGAUCUUCAACUGGUGGGCAGGAGUGAAAUACGUGGCUGGGGGACAGUCAUUUUUCAUUGGCAUGCUGAACUCCUUUGUGCACAUUGUGAUGUACCUGUACUAUGGUCUGGCUGCGCUGGGGCCUCGCAUGCAGAGAUACCUGUGGUGGAAGCGAUACCUGACCAUCCUGCAGCUGCUGCAGUUCUUUGGCAUUGCCGCCCACACUUCAUACAACCUCUUCACAGACUGCGCCUUCCCAGACGGGUUCAACCUCGUUGUGUUCCUCUACAUCGUCAGUCUCAUCCUGCUCUUCAGCAGCUUCUACCACCAGACCUACAUCAGCAGAAAGACAAAGCAAACCUGAUCCUUUCCUUCUGCCUUUUAUACAAAGAAAAUAUAUACAUGAUAUUUAAAAAACAAACUCUAGGUGUACCAUUCAUUUAUAACUGGUUUACUUCUGCCACAGGAUCCCAGUAGGACGGGGGGUUUCAUUUUGGUUUGACAAACUGGCAGAAUUCCUGUUCAUCUGGUGAAUGCUGUGCUAGAAGCCCCACUUUUCUGAAACUAAGAAAAGCAUUUUAUUCAGUUUCAGGCAGUCUAAUCUAACAGUUGGUAAAAAUAUAUCUGCAAUGUGUACACGCGUCCAAGAAAAGGUCAGGUUGAAGAAUAGACUUCUUAAUUUGUGCAAAAAAUAUCAAAGAUAAACAAGGUGGUCACUCUGCAUUUAAUAGUAAAGACAAAAAGCAACUGAACAAGUCUGUUUGGCCAAGUUCAGUACUGUAUUGUUUAACUUUUAAAUUGGUAACUUUCAGUUUAACUGCAGUUCCGAUUCCUGACACAAGGUGGUGCUGUUAUCUUCUACAGAAAAAAGCGUUCUUGCUGCCUAGCGACCAAGAUCUUUUGUUAUUGUUGGCGUUUCAAAGUAAAACAUAGUUACAGCACUGUAUAUAAAAAAGGUACUGCAUUACUGUUAGUGUUUUGCAAAUAUUCCUCAAAACGUACUAAAAUGAUACAAGAACAGUUUUGACUGAUUAAAAAUAUCACCUAAGUAAAUGUGUCGUAUAGAUCAGGGUUUCAUAGACGUAUUUUCUUUUUAAGAACCACCCAGAGUUGUGUUUCUUCUUUUCUGUCUGUCUGAGGCCUCUUCACCACCCUUAAAGCGGCAAUUCCACCCCUCUUGGGAGUCACAGCUCGGCCAGCCCCGGUAAUUGAA
Molecule: messenger RNA, 2215 nt
Organism: Acipenser ruthenus (sterlet)
Lineage: Eukaryota; Metazoa; Chordata; Actinopteri; Acipenseriformes; Acipenseridae
Gene: elovl8b
Product: ELOVL fatty acid elongase 8b
Exons: 8
Coding region: 572-1366 (264 amino acids)
Biological process (GO): very long-chain fatty acid biosynthetic process; sphingolipid biosynthetic process; fatty acid elongation, saturated fatty acid
Cellular component (GO): endoplasmic reticulum membrane
Molecular function (GO): fatty acid elongase activity
Source: RefSeq, a predicted model, not a curated record